AUGUCUUGUCAAAGGAAAUAUGACUACAUUAAGUUAUGGAAGGUGACGAUUCCUGGCGAUCAGGAUGAUCAAUUAAGAAAUCUAAUACUCAAGGACAGUGACGAGCUGUUGGCAAUAAAUGAUAUUGGAAACUACUGGUCCACUUCGCCUUUAAAAAAACAUAUCUAUGUUAUUGUAAAAUUGCCAUUUUCCAGCUUGGAAGAGGCAUUGUCAUGUAUUCCACCGCCCAUAACAUAUUUUCCAAAAUGCACCACAUUAAAGAACUCUAUAAAAGUUUCUGGUGACCCGCCGACAAGUGUACAACUUUGGGAUGAUUUUUUCGAUAAAGUGAAUCAAUUCAAGAGACCACAACUUAUUCCUGAUAAUGAAGAGGAUGUUCGUGUUGCUAAUGACAUCAACAUUUGUAUGGUAUUAAAUAGACUUUUGAGAUUAGAAUAUAAGUUUGCAAGAUGUUCAUCUAAUACUACUGGCGCACCUGAUUUCACCUGCCACUAUAUCGUAGAACUAUUGAUAUUGGUGGUCAAAGUUAAGAGAAAGCAUGUUUUAGAAGAUAUAGGCGAACAGACAUUUUCUGAGUUUUAUAAGACAAAGAACGGUGAUCUAACAAAUCUACAACUAUAUGGGGGAAAAAUAAACGUAGAUACAGUAUUCUUGCUAUUUAUGAUAAUUACUGGCUCCUAUGCUGUAAACAUACAAGCAAAGCUUUGGAUCUCAAAAGCCCUUCCAUUGCAAUCCAAAUCCACACCAGUAUUCAAGGUAAAAGAUAAUCCUGAAUCUCCUCAUCCUCAAGUAGUAGUGUCAGCUCAUGGUGACAAUAAUUCAUGUACUCUUUGGUCACACUCAAAAUCAUCGUCCAACUCCUCAUUAAAUCAACAACAAUUUUCCAGCACUUUUGCAAAUCAACAAUCAUCUUCUAACACUUCUGUUAAUGGAAAAACUCUCCUAUAUGAAUUUCGUGAAGAUAUGAUUGCUCUGAAAAGUGCAGACUUAUCGAAGGCCUCUUUAUAUGUUCUGGAAGAAAUGCAGAAAGAAGUAGAGAUUUAUAAAGAUCUAGCUAAUAUUCAAGGCAACACUAUGUUGAGCGACCAAAAAAUAAUGAAACGUCAAAGGUUGAAAGCUAUUAAGGAAUUAGAAGCAAUCUACAAACGUGAGAGUUUAAUUGCCAAGCUUUUAGUUGAAAAUGCUAAAUUCAGAAAGAAGUUUGCUGAGAUCGAGGGUGAUGAGAAUACUGGGCUUAAGGAUAAGAAUGCUGAAACAAGAUUAUUGAAGAGAAUUCCAGGCGUGAUGUGA
Messenger RNA from Rhizophagus irregularis DAOM 181602=DAOM 197198, 1290 nucleotides. NCBI's taxonomy places the organism in Eukaryota, Fungi, Glomeromycota, Glomeromycetes, Glomerales, Glomeraceae. The record is from RefSeq and is a predicted model, not a curated record.